Messenger RNA from Kwoniella shivajii, 1398 nucleotides. RefSeq lists its product as uncharacterized. Gene Ontology annotation, cellular component: cytoplasm; nucleus. The coding region runs from base 1 to 1398 and encodes 465 amino acids. The record is from RefSeq and is a predicted model, not a curated record. NCBI's taxonomy places the organism in Eukaryota, Fungi, Basidiomycota, Tremellomycetes, Tremellales, Cryptococcaceae. The transcript has 11 exons.
AUGGCAUCUCACAUGGUUCCUCAGGAGGAGCUCCCUGUUUUGGAAGCUUUAAUCACCAUUCGAAAUCGUCUCACUGCUUUGAAGAAAGAUACAACGAAAUUCAUUCGUGCUCCGGAUGUUAUGCCAAUCUACAAUUCAGUGGUUAAACAAGUGACUCGGUUGAAUACAAUCAGAGACGAACAAUCGCAUCAUCAAUCUUCUCUAUCGAAUAACGCAGCAGCAUCCUCAUCAACCUCUAAACCUGCCAUACCUGAACCCAACAGGGUCGACACUGUCUUGGCGGAUGUUUUCGGCUUACUCAGUUUAUUCUUUCUCACCAUUGGUAAAAGUAGAGAAACUCCUGCUACCUACUGCCAAAUCGCUUCUAUGAGACAUCUCCUCUCUCACAUGAAUGAGUCAGGUGCUUAUACGGAAGAGAUUCUAUUACCUAUCAGAGAAAGGUUAGAUAUUCUCAAGAAUGUUAUCAAGCAAGACUCCGAAGAUGGUAAACACCCUGAACCAAUCGUACGGUUGAUGUUAAGAAAGUUAGAGGGAGUUGAACAUCAAUUGCAUGACCUUCUUGCUUCUCUAUCGGUCCUUUCAGUGGAGCUUGUUCCUAUACAUCAACGUUUGGUAGCUUCCAGAAAACAACUUGCUGCGAUGGCCGCGGAACCAAAACCUAACAAGGCGGAAUAUAAAGCCAUCAUUGAGGAUCUAAGGAAGAUCGAUUCAAAACGAGUAGAUGGUAAAUUCCUUGGACCAGGGGGUUCCUUUGUUCCUGAAGGACAGGCAUUGUUAUCGGGUCUACUAGAAUCAUGUUUCGAUAUUACACAAGAUAUCAAAGCUAGAGAAGCUGAAGAGGAGGUUACACCAACUUUGAAACCUAUUUAUGACCGAUUAAGUGAAAUGAAGACCCAACUGGAUCAACUAUUAUUAACUCAUCGAUGGACCUUGAGAGAAACGGAUUUAUACAAUUACGCAUUAUCACUCAGAGAAAUCGAUGCUAUGCGUGUUGAUGGCAAAUUCGUGGAUGCUGACGGGAACAAGGCUGGCGGACAAUAUGCUUUGUUGUUCCUUCUGCGUCGAUGCCAUGGUUUGCUUUACAGAUUAAUGUCUGAGUCUGAGCCAAUCUCUGAGGAACUGAUGCCUGUCGCAAAUAAAUUAUCAACAAUCAAGAAAUGUCUUAAUGAGGUGUUGAAAUAUGGUGGACCAUACACUCCGCGCGAUUUGUAUCCUUAUCAUUUGGCAUUACAUCAAAUCGAUUCAUUGAGGAAAGAUGGUAAAUUCUAUGCUGACGAUGGAAGUAUACCUGAAGGACAAGCAAUUUUAGUGGCUCAAUUAUCUGAAGCUCACGAAUUGUUGGAGAUGUUGAAGGAAAGUAUGAGUGAUGAGGAGGAUGAGGACGAGGAGGACGUUUAA